Gadus macrocephalus (Pacific cod) is the source of this 2656-nucleotide messenger RNA. RefSeq names its product C-type mannose receptor 2-like. The coding region runs from base 210 to 1220 and encodes 336 amino acids. The record is from RefSeq and is a predicted model, not a curated record. Lineage: Eukaryota; Metazoa; Chordata; Actinopteri; Gadiformes; Gadidae. The transcript is spliced from 6 exons.
UAAGAUUACCCUUAUUGGCUCCCUUAUGUUAAACUCUUCUUGGGUGUUUGAGAAAACAUAGGUGACGUAGUAGCACAAAACCUCUCCUUAUCCGAUGUAUCCGUAUACAAACUGUUAAGCACUAUUUAAAUAUUCAAAUAAAAAGCGGUAGUGACCUCAUUCGUUUUUUAUGUAACAAGGUGGGUAAAGACAGAUACUUAAGCUGAGCAAUGCUCAUCAACUAUUUAACAACAAUGACCACGGCAGACUGGAACCUUGGAUUCUUACCAUUAAAACCAAGUAUGGACACCAGGGUGCUUAUUUGCCUCCUCUUCUCAGGUGUAUGCUUCACCGGCGCUGGACUCAAUAAAUACGUUUUAGUUGAAGAGGAUAAAACCUGGUAUGAGGCUCAGGAGUACUGCAGGAGCAGAAAUGGUGACCUGGCCAGUGUCACAAACAUGGAGGACCUAAACCAGCUGUCAGAUAUGACAGCAGGUGCAGAGUCAUGGAUAGGAUUGAAUGAUUUCAACAGGACGACCAUGGACUUGUACCCAAACUCGUGGAGAUGGUCCACCCAGACUCGGAGCCGGUCAGGUUAUAUGAAUUUUGUAUCUGGUGAGCCUAACUAUAGGUCAGGCAAAGAGGAAUGUGUGACGACUGGGACUGAUGGUACCUGGAAAGAUGACAAGUGUUCUGCUUUGUAUCCCUUUGUUUGUUUUUCUGGAUCAUCAAAUAAUAAAACCUACCAUCUUAUCGAGCAGACGCUGUCAUGGGAGUCAGCUAAGAGUUACUGCCGUACUAAUUACACUGACCUCGCCAUGAUAGAGAAUGAAGAAGAGAACCGAAAGGUUUUGUACAACAUCACUACCCCUGCUUGGAUUGGUCUUUACAGAGUUCCCUGGACGUUUUCUGAUGGGACCAACAGCUCCUUCAGAACCUGGUGGAGCUAUGAGCCCAAUAAUGUUAACAAUAAUCAGUUAUGUGUCGGGCUGUAUGAAGGUGGAUUUAGCGACAUGGGAUGCACAUCAACGUUCCCAUUUAUCUGCUCAGGUCGGAAAUACAGCAGAAUAAAGAUAAUGAUUGAGUCUAACUUGGACCUGACAAACCACAACACUAAGGAUAACAUCCUUCUACAACUGUCUGCAUCUCUGACCAGAGCCGGGAGGACUGACUUCAACCUGAGCUGGAGCGCUCCACCAGAAAAACUAGAUCCAGCAGGCUUGAAUGAUGACAACCAAUAAUGAAUACAUGAAUUAUGAAUAUAUGCAUGAUAUUAGUGUAGGGGAGAGUGGGGUAAGAUGAGCCAGUGGUUAAGUGGACCCACCCCCUAUAUUUAUGCACCUGUACACACAAUUGUAAUUUGACCAUCAAUUCAGGAAGCACCCAUCGUGUAUGUCUGGCUGUGGAGAGAAACCCAUGGUCAAGUUGCAAGUAUGUUUUUUUUCACAAUAAACUUUUUUUUCUUGUCAAAGUAAGUUUUUAAUAUAGCAGGUAUAAUGACUGCUAUGUCAAAGCAAUUUUAUCCAUGCGUACAAAUAUAUAUUAUGAAUGUUGGUGAUUUGCCAAGGUAUAAAGCCAUGGGAAUAAUUUAGCUAAAGAUUGGCCUGAAUUGUUAAACAAGUUUCCAAAAUUGUGGGUGUGGGACAACGUAAGCCACAUGCUGUGGGCAAAGUUGAGUCGUUCAACUUACCCCACCACAAUGCACUGAAGUUAAGUUACGUCUCUAAAGUAUAAAGCGGUAAUCUAAUGUAGUAUCACACAACUGACUUGGUUUUUCAUAUUUAAAAUGGUAGAAAUUAUGCCAAGAAAGAGAGAAAGGAGCUGGAGAGAGCAGCGCAUAUUAUGAAACAUAUUGUUGAAUAUAGGAGUUGAAGUUAAGAUAAAAGAGGAUGUUUUCUUGCUGUAUGUCAGGUGUUCAAUGUACCAGUUCCAUUUAUCGUCAUUUGUUGAACCUUUAGUAGACCUUACCUUGUUGAAUUCUUUUCUUGUUUGUGCUCAUGAUUUAAGAGUUUAUUCCUUACGUUAAAACAAGUAAUACCUUACUAUAACAACAAUGUGUUUUGAAGAUCUGAAGACAUGGCCCAUCGCAAGAUCAUCACCAACGUUAAACUUAGAGUAGUUAUAUCAAUAUAUAUUGUCUCUGUUAUAUAUAGUAUAUAUUUAAAGUAUAUGUAAUGAAGAGAAAGUUCUCUCACGGACACGACGGACAGCGAAAUAUUUGAUUUAAUCUUAAGGCAUGAUCAUGGGAAAAGUACUGGCAGCAAAAGUUACCAAGAACACAUUCGAUGAAACAAUAGGUGAACAACAUUCUUAUAGGGAACGUUUCUAUUGUGGGUAGGGAGUGGGAGUGACCUAAGGCCAAGUCAAUUUGUAAUACAAUGGGUGGAUAUUGGUCAUGUCUGCAGGUUUGUAAGACAUGUUGUGUAAAUAGUUUACACAACAAAGAAGUCAGUCGAUUGGCCUGGUCACAAAACCAGACUUACUGGCUCCAGUGGGAACUUGAAUACGAAUUAACUUAACCUCUCUCAGUUAAGAAAGGAAGGGAUUUGUUUUAAGUUACAGGGAGAAUGAAUACAGUUUAUUCUAAUGUAAUAAUUAUAUAAACAAGGUUAAUAUAAUUUGUAUGUGAUUGUAUAUUUAUAGUUAUGAUUGAUAUUUCCACGACAAUGCAUGUAAC